Messenger RNA from Epithele typhae, 812 nucleotides. RefSeq lists its product as uncharacterized. The transcript has 4 exons. The record is from RefSeq and is a predicted model, not a curated record. The annotation marks the transcript as partial. Lineage: Eukaryota; Fungi; Basidiomycota; Agaricomycetes; Polyporales; Epitheliaceae.
AUGGUUCGCCGCCGCCCAGACGCCCCCGAAGGCUAUCAGGACGAGUCGCACAAGCUCAAACGACCGCCCUUCUUCCUUCGUGUCUGCAGCCUUCUCCUUUUACUCGCCAUUUCCACUCAGGCGUAUCGCAUCUCAGUUCGAGCACGCUCCCCUGUUCCUCCCCGAGCCAGAUUUCCCCCCCGGGACUUCUAUACCAAGAGAUACAGGCGCGGAAACAGGAGUGGGAAGCCUGGCAGCAAAAGCGGCGAGAUUUUGAGCGAGAGCGGCGAGACUUUGAGCAAGAGCGGCGAGACUUUGAGCAAGAGCGGCGAGACUUUGAGCAAGAGCGGCGAGAGUGGGGGCAAGAGCGAGCACGCUUGCUCAUUUGCAACGCAGUCCGACCACUACAAGAGCGCACUCGUAGCAUUCAUUUCAUCUCAUCUCCCCUACCUCUCGAGCCCCACUGCGGGUUCCAUCGCCACCCGCGCCACCGGUACCUCCACCACAGCAUUCUCUCCCUCUGGGCAGACAGAACCCCUCAGCCGCGCCGAAGAGGAGGAGGAGGGCGAUCCUACCUCCGAACGAGGCCGCUUCCCCGCGGGCUUGGACGACGGGUCUCCGAAGGCACCCGGGAGCUCUGGUUCCGGCUCGGGUCGACCGAGCCCAUCCCACCGAGGCAGUGUGGUUAGCCACCACUCAGACUUGCCUGGGAUCCAAAGCCCGUGCCAGGAGGUCGUAAUCUCUGCCCCCGAGGCUCCCGUGCAAGACGAGCUUCGAGCGUCACAGUCCUCCUCGCAUGGCAUCGAGUCGUCGCGCAACAGAGGCUCAGGGGG